This is a messenger RNA of Plasmodium vivax (malaria parasite P. vivax), 4405 nucleotides long. RefSeq lists its product as hypothetical. Gene Ontology annotation, biological process: mRNA 3'-end processing by stem-loop binding and cleavage. Gene Ontology annotation, cellular component: mRNA cleavage and polyadenylation specificity factor complex. The record is from RefSeq and is a predicted model, not a curated record. Lineage: Eukaryota; Apicomplexa; Aconoidasida; Haemosporida; Plasmodiidae. Gene Ontology annotation, molecular function: RNA binding. Bases 479 to 4405 code for a protein of 1308 amino acids. The transcript is spliced from 5 exons.
CCCUUCCUUUUCUCCUUCUUUCUUCCCAUGAACUUCUCUCCCCAUUCGGGUGGUGAACGUGUUCAACGCACAGCACAACAGAGCACUGUGGGGAUUGUUUUGUACAUGUGAUAUACGACUCGACUGAGAAGGGAGAAACGAGGCGGACUGUCUGCAUGAGGGCUAACUGGACGAAGACGGCCGGGCAUUGUAAAAAAUGCGCCCUGCUCCCAACCAUGUGGGGGAGCCUUUUCACACAUAUGCGAUUAGGGGAAGCACAGCUAAACGCGCGCUGCUGAAAGGGAUUCCGAGCCAAACGCAUCAUGUCCCCCGCCUAACAAAGAACAAAAAAAAUGGUCAUUCCGCAUGAACCGCUUAGCCAAACACCCCAAAGAAGAGAGCAAACAAAUUAAAUGCCCCCUACGUAGAGCCAACAAGUUAAUUACAUCAAACGGUUUAUGCGCAGGAGCGAAGAUAGAUUGACCCCCGAUUGGCAAAAAUGAUUUUGGAGAUCGUCCCCCUGUACAGCCACAAGUUUUACAGCACCCUGCUGAUAAUUAAAGACCUGGGUGUUUCCAACAAGGGAUGCAAGUUGAGUGAGGCUCUGCAGGAUGGCGAUGAGGAAGAAAAGAUAAGUGGAGAGCCCAAGGGGGAGGGAAUUGGAGAGGAGGCUGAACAACCACCCAGGGAAGAGCCCCCUUCCCACAACGGCGAUGCAACGGUGACAGAUCAGGGGGACCCUCUUCUGAGGAAGACCUAUAAUUAUGACUACCUAAACAAUAAGAAGGAUUUUUACGCAAAGGAGAAAGAUAAAAAUAUUUACGUCCUUAUAAAUUGCGGGUGGGACGAUCAGUUCCGCACGGAGGAUGUGAAGAAUGUGUUGCGGGUGUGCGAAUAUGUAGAUUUGCUGCUAAUCACGAACCACGGCCUCAACUUCGUGGGGUGCGCCCCGCUGCUUUUCCAGGAGCUACAGAAGAGGGGAAGGAAAAUCCCAAUCAUAUGCCACGAAUACGUCAAGUCGUACAGCAAAUACGUCCUCCUGAGUUACUUCAAAUGCACGAGUAGUUGCAAUUUUUUUAAAUCCUUUAAAGAUGACGAAUACGUCAAAAUGGUGAACGAGCUCUUCUACAAUGUGACUUCUCUGGAGUUUAGAGAACAUUGCACCUUUAGGAAGAUUAUAUGUCAAAAGAAAAACACAGUCUGUAUGCUUCCCCUAUAUUUUAUAAACAAUGGAGACAACAUAGGGUCCUCUGCUGUUAUUAUAAAACUUUUCAAUUCCAAAAUUUUGUACUCUAUAAAUUUCCACCUGUCUGAUUAUUCGUUUAUUGAAAGGUCGGACGUGGUGCAGCAGGCCAAUGUCUUCACCUACAUUGGCAACUUUCGCUACACCAAUAAGAACUGCAGCAAGAUGGUAGAUGUGAAGAGCAUCCUGGGCAUCGUCAACAGAACGAUGAACAACCUUGGGAGUGUCCUUCUCCCCGUGGAUAUCGACAGCGUCUUCCUCGAUCUGCUGUUCCACAUCAACGCGCUGCUGGAGGUCAGCAUGCAGAGAUACGCCCUCCUGUUCCUCUGCCCCUACUCGGAAAACUUCGCCAGGCUGCUGUCCGCGUCGCUGACCUACCUGAACAGCCACAUAAAAAACAAUUUCCACAAAAACCGAGUAAAUAUCUUCAAAAUGAAGAACCUGGUGUGCAUAAAAAACUACAGCGAUUUUAAAAAGUACGAAAAUGGGUACUACAUUUUGUUUUCCUUUCCGGCCUCCCUGAACAACGACACGGCGAAGAAGAUCCUCUCGACGUUUCUCACCAGGAGGAAGAACGUAUUGAUAUUCACCAAGAGGUACUACGCUCCGAGCUUCUCUCACCAAGUGUGUAGCCACUAUUUUACCCACAAGGAUGAAAGGAGCAAACCAGAGUUGGCCUUCUCCUUCAGCCAACAUGUAAAAAUUGAUGAUGAGAAAUUAUAUGAAAUUUAUUUGAAAGAAAAAAACAACAUCGAAAAGGACGUCGUUCUGAGCAAAGCAGAUGGUAAAAGAGUUAAGAAGGAGAAGAAGCAGGUGAGGAAAAAAAAAAAAAAAAAACCAAAGUUCAUUUUUGAGUCGAAAGAAGAGAUGCUGUACAUAAAAAGGGAGGGUCGCCUGGUCGGGAAGACGGACGGAGGCGGAACGGGCAAGCUGAAGCGGGAUGGCGCUGCUGCAGAACUUGUAAAGAAGGAGAAGCGCAAGCGGGGGGGCAGCGAGGAGGACGUUGAGGGUGAAGAGGUGGGUGACGACGAUGACGAUGAUGACGAGAGUGACAUGGAAGAUGAUGACGGCGAUGACUAUGACGAGGACGACUACGAUGACUAUGACGAGGACGACUACGAUGACGACUCCGAUGAUGACCAUGACGACCCUGAUGAUGACCCCCCACACGACCCGCAGAACUACAACGCGUAUUAUCACUCCGACGAGGAGGAAGAGCAAACAGCGGGCGAGGGUCCCCAGUUUGCCGGCUACCCGCACCACAGCGACAGCAAUGCCAGUGGUGACGGUGCCACCGCCAACCGCCAGAGUGACAAACGUGAAGGUGCCUACCGUAGCGACCGCGAUGAGGACUACUCACUUGACGGAAUGGAACCCCCCCGAGGAAAAACGCGAAAGGGAAGAGUCACCAUAAAAGAGGAAAAAAUAAACGACUACGAAUACGCUGAGCAUUCCAACCACCUCUUAACGAACGAACAGUCGGAUGAUACAGACAAGGGGUACUAUCCGCAUCAGCGCAAAAUGGGAAAUAUUAGCAAAGACAAAAAAAAAAAGGUAAGAAUAAAAGAGGAGCCUCAACCCACGGAUGAUGAAACGUAUGGGCAUGAGAAUUACACCAACAGACAUCCUCUUUCAAAACAGAGGGACCAAAAGGGUAUACCUACAUUUGAAAAAAGUGAGCAGAUCUUUACAGCCGAACAUGGGGAUGAGCUGCCCCAGAAUGACGAGGAAAACAGUGCCUCAAACGAUGAGCGAAAGGGGAGCUAUCAACCGGUGCACAUAUCCGACUACUACCAAGUAGAGAGAAAAAAAAUGCGGGCAGGAAAAAGGGCCAGGGAUAGGGAUAGCGUUAGAAAGGGGAGCCACAGCCAGCUAGAUAGGACCCACAAGGAGAAGAAACUUUCCCCGGAAACGCCCAAAAUGACCUGGAAAAAAAAACUAAUCAAUUAUUUAAAAACCAUCCCGACCACCGUUCAAGAGGAGAAAGUCUCCAUUCAGGUGGACUGCUCCGUAAGGGCAUUCAACAUAGAGCAGUGUAUUAACCAAAAUGCCCUUAACAGCAUAAUACACCUGAUGAAGCCCCAACAUUUUGUCCUCCUUCCAAGCUGCAACAGCUUCUUCUCUUUCCAUUUCGAGAUGUUACUAAACGCAACGGUACAGCCCAUGGAGGAAAUAAAACUGCACACUUUUUACACCCCCAAUUUUUCCACCCAUAAAAAUAAGAGGAGCAUUUACUUUAACCGCUACCUUUGCUCCGGUGGGAAGACACUCGAUUCGAUUAGCAUUCCCCUAAGGGUUCAUUAUGAGAAUGUGCAUAUAAAAAAUAUUUACACGAUGAUUAACACGAUGAAGGUUGCCGAUGGGCAGUUGAACGUUUUCAAAAUUAAGGCCUCCGUGAGUUCCACGCGGGGCGGGCCCAGUUCGCAGCCGUGCGCCAGGAGGCGAAAACGGUUCAUCAACGAGCACAGCACCUUCUGGAGCGAAUUCAGCGAGGCGAACUACUCCCUGGCUAUAGACGACCAAGGUGGAGAGGCGCAGGAAGGGGAAAAGCACGCAAAGGAAAGUCAAGCAGGUCAAGCGGGUCAAUCAGGUCAAUCGGGUCAAACAGGCCAGACAGGCCAGGCAGACCCAAAGCAGGCGGAACAAAGUGCCCCCAACGAAACAAGCCAAAGUGGAGGCAAGGAAAAGCCGAAUGAGAAGAAACCCUUUUUGGAUUACUACAUGGACGACGAGGAACCCAGCGGAGGCGCAGCCCAGGGGGAAGAAGAUGAGCAUGGUGCAGGCGAACCAUCGGACGACUCUGAUGCUUCGUCCCCAAUGGGAGACACCCUCUCGAAUGAGGGCAGCCCGAAUGAGGGCAACGCGAAUGAAGACCGCCCAAGUGAGGAACCCCCCAGUGGCAGCAUCUACAUUGGGGAAGUAAGCAUGAAGAAUUUAUCCGUAGCCAUAAGUGGCACCUUUCAAAGGUGCCUAAAUUUUACCGAAGAAAAUCACAUCAUAAUUGACGGGAAGACGUGCGUUAAGAAGGAAGAACGGGAGAUAGCCACGCGAGGACCGGCGGGCAACAAAAAAGUGGAGAGAACAAAGAGGAACAUCGUUUGGAAGAUUCAGAGCCCCCUGGACCCGUCCUUCUACUACCUGCGAAACGUUUUGAAGGACAUGUACAAUCAUGUGUCUAUAUGA